CACGAAAGCGUGUCGCAUCAGUCGUGAGCGGCAAGAAUCGAGAAAGUGGCAGUGCCAGAAGCAAUUAUGUACCCAAUGCUUGAACGAGGGCUGACGAAGUCGAAGCGGAAAGGCGCGUAUCCCUCGAAUAAGACAACGCAUUAUCUUGUUAAUCGACAUCCAUGGGCUUCAGCUCUGUGUUGUUCAUGCACUCAGCCACAAGGUGAUUGCUCUGAUUCGACGAGGCGCGUUGCACAACCUUAGGCAGCAUCUUGCUCUUGGAACGGCUGAAGAAGUAUGAAAACCGUUUGUGAGCGCCUCGUUCUUUAUCUUUCAACGUCACGUCGCUAGACAAGCUUUAGAGACAUCUCGUGCUCGGAUCGAUGAUACAAGGUAUCAUUGCAAUACGAAAUUGCACAUAAUUGUUUCUCAGCCUCGUCCCACGCUUGCUACCCGCAAGCGAAGUGGCGGCUUUCAGGCUACAAUGAAUUCGUCUAACGUUUUAAUCAUCUUGUACAUUGUCUGCAUUGCUCUACACUCUGGCCAAACUCUACGACUAGAGUAUUGGCAAAGAAGAUCACCGGAAGCAUUAAACAAAACCACCAACCACAUUUAUCUUCGAGCCUUCGCGAUUCUCUCCCUAAUAUUAUCUGUACCGCCUAUAGUUACAUCUGCGAGGCAAAGCCCGCCGUCGAUGUGCCAGGAUGGUCUCGAUGUUAAUGCGGAUAUUGGUGGUAUAGGAGUUCUUUUAGGUCUUUUCUGGCCAGCAGCAGCUCUCAAAAUCACAUUGGUUUUGGGUCACAGAAAGACCGAGACCUCGGGAGCAAAGGAGCUUUGUUUAGCACAUAUGGCGAAUCUCAUAUAUCUCGGCGUGAACUUGGCGAAAGCUAUGGCCGGACUCAAUAGAAUGGAAUUAAUCAUCGCAUACUCGAGCGUGGAUGCAGUCGCUGCAUCCAUUGCCGUGGCGUUUUCCGACAAAGACGUGGUUGCGGCGCGAAUGAUACUCAUUAUCGGGACUCUCCUUCAGUUCGCAGCAUUCGGUUUGGAAGCUGCCACCAUUGUUUACAUGUAUCGCUCUCCUCCGAUAUGCCGCGCCAUACACCCAACGUUGUCAGCACCCCAGGGUUUCGCAUGGGCUUUCUGGGCUGCACGAAUUCUCGCUACCAUGUCCAUUCUACCAACCAUUCAGAGGAUUGCGCCACGGAUACAUGCACUUGAGAAUACCAGCUCACAAGGCCCAAAUAUAUUUGACGCCAAGGUCUGGCUUGAAUUGCCUGCUACCUUAUUCACAAAUUACCUGAUUCACUUCUCGAUAGGAUUGAUACAAGCCGCCUCUGCUAUUGCUUUAACCUGUUCAAACAUAUCUGAAUCGUGGACCUCAUUAUGGACAGAGUGGGGGCAAAGCGCCCCUUUGAUUGUUGCCAUAGCUGCUGGCUCCCAUGUCUUGUACUCCUUUUCUCGCCUCUUUUGCAACAGGGCUGUCGAAGAGCGUUUCAACCUCUGUGAAGCCAGUAUCAACCGGACGGCGCGGUGGCCGGAGAGGUGGAGAACCACUAUCUCAGAAGUAUCUUGGAAGUCGCUGUCUUUGAGAUCUCCGUUCAACAAAAUACGGGCGUCUCCUACAGAUGAGCUACUCUUUCGUAAUACCAUACUGUUGACAUACAAUCAGCGACAGGAAUUACUCGAUGACAUUGGUAAAAGAAGGCUAUGGGAGGAACUUCGGUUCUCAUUUGAAAAUAAUGAUAUUCAGGGUAUCAAAGAUUGCCUAGAAAGAGGUGCCCCACUCGAUAUCAAGGACACCCGUGGGGAAUAUGUUAUUCACAUGGCCGCACGCUUUGGAGACGUUGACAUUCUCAAGCAAUAUUUCACUGGAGUCCUUUUCACGCAGAUGACUGUUGAAAACGACGGCGGAGAAACUCCUUUAAUGAUCGCGCAUCGUAACCAUCGUGUUCCAGCUAUUCAUUGGAUUCUCAAACAGAAGCCUGCGGACUGGCCCUCCCAACCACGUUGGCCUGCAGAUGAAGACGUACGUCAAAUCAUUUCCUACGCCAUCAACAAGGAAAUGGUCGCUCCGGGAGAUCUUUUAGACAUCAUCACAAAUCCGUCGCUUUUGCCACAUUGGGAAGAUGUAAACCCUGAUGAAAGUCCCUUCAUGGAAGCCGUAAGCAAGGCCAAGCUGGAAGCAGCCAAAUGUCUUUUACCUCGCCUAAAACAACCUCUCUACCGUGGACCGAGUAGUGGUCUCAUCAUGCUCUCACAUAUCAACAGGAACUUAAACGCCCAAGUUCUUAAGACACUUAUAGAUAAACCAUUCAAUUUCUGGACAGAUCGGAAUAUAGCUUCGUCGGCAGCUAUGACAUGUCUCGAUCUCGAUAUCAUGUCCGAAUCUAUCGCAACUCAGGGAGAUUUGGAUCAGAUCGAAAUCCUGAUCAAUUCGGAUCUACCUUUAAAGUAUGGAAUCAUUCACUACAUUUAUCAGACUCAAGUCCAACUGAGGAUAGAAGAUGAUCAAUCCGACAAGCCGUCGAACCGAAAAUUAGUUACGCAUGUCCCGGGAGAACGUAUGGAAAUAGAAGAAAUUUCUGAGCAACGAUUAAAAACGCUUAAGAAAACCCUAGAAAGCAAGGGUGCACUCAAUUACGGCCCCUUAUGGAGAGCCAUUCGGACCAGCCAAGCCAAUACUGUCCAAGUGCUCUUGGAAAAUGCGAAAGACAUGGGCAAUUCUACCAGGCUGCUCAACAAUAUGAUGUAUAACUACAACGGAAUGGGUCUAUGGGCAACUCCAUUAGAUCUUGUACUCCUGGAAUGGACAUCACGGAAGAAACCAGGCACGACAAGUAUCAAUAAAACGAUCCAGCUCAUGAUAAAAAUGGGCGCAGUCCUAUUUCCACCACCUAGUAUCUCAUCCUACAUCGUUCGAAAUGACAACGCCAUGGAUUGCAUUUUAAUUACAGAUUGCCCUAAGACCACAUUCUUGGUACUACUAAAGCAGGCAAGGAAAGAAAAUGUUCAGCGAGCUUUUGAAGUGGCCGAACAGUCGAUGAAGAGAUUAUUGCCCGACAAAUAUUCGAUGCUGGGGGGGUUUCUGGAGAAAGAUCGGAUGUGCCGCGAUAUGAUCAAAAAUAGCAAAGUAAAAUACUAUCGCGUUGUACGGAGCUUAUAUUACCUUUUGUCGCAUGGUGCAAAGCCAAAUAUUGAGCUGUCCUUCUUUCAACCAGCCGCUCAGCAGCGUCUCGAGGCAAUGAAAGGACAUCGCACUGCUUCGCCGUCCGCAUUUAGCAGCGAGCUGGAAGCGAUAUUCAAAAGUAUGAUCAACAGAUUUGCAGAUACGACGUUUUCUGGCGAUACGGAUUACACCGAGUUGGAAUUCCUAAACAGGCCGGACGAUUUUGACGAGAAUACUCUUACUGGGUGGCUUUGAAGUUCGUUUGGAUAUGAAGAGAAUGGAAGGGAGAUGCAAAUUGUGCCUUGCACCGAUUAGAAUCACGAUUUUGAGGCUAUCCCAUAGUAGCGUAAACAGGAGGAUCCUAAUAGAAUCCACGCGGAAGUGAAUAGUUACGUUGAUUACACCUACAAACUGA
Aaosphaeria arxii CBS 175.79 is the source of this 3560-nucleotide messenger RNA. RefSeq lists its product as uncharacterized. Bases 464 to 3400 code for a protein of 978 amino acids. Lineage: Eukaryota; Fungi; Ascomycota; Dothideomycetes; Pleosporales. The record is from RefSeq and is a predicted model, not a curated record. The transcript has 2 exons.